Marmota flaviventris (yellow-bellied marmot) is the source of this 858-nucleotide messenger RNA. It is a transcript of the gene Barx1, whose product is annotated as BARX homeobox 1. The record is from RefSeq and is a predicted model, not a curated record. Gene Ontology annotation, molecular function: DNA binding; DNA-binding transcription factor activity, RNA polymerase II-specific. Lineage: Eukaryota; Metazoa; Chordata; Mammalia; Rodentia; Sciuridae. Gene Ontology annotation, biological process: regulation of DNA-templated transcription.
UAGAGCCCCGCGCGGGCCCCGCGCCCGAGCCCAGCCGCCGCCGCUGCCCAGCCGCGGGCGCAUCCGCGGGCGCAGCGAUGCAGCGGCCCGGGGAGCCGGGCGCCGUGCGCUUCGGCCCGCCCGAGGGCUGUGCAGAUCACCGGCCACACCGCUACCGAAGCUUCAUGAUCGAGGAAAUCCUCACCGAACCGCCCGGGCCCAAGGGCGCCGCGCCUGCAGCCGCCGCCGCCGCCGCGGGCGAGCUGCUCAAGUUCGGCGUGCAGGCGCUGCUGGCGGCGCGGCCCUUCCACAGCCACCUGGCAGUGCUGAAGGCAGAGCAGGCGGCGGUGUUCAAGUUCCCGCUGGCGCCGCUCGGCUGUUCCGGGUUGGGCUCAGCGCUGCUGGCCGCCGGGCCUGGGUUGCCUGGCGCCGCGGGUGCGCCGCACCUGCCACUGGAGCUGCAGCUCCGCGGGAAGCUGGAGGCCGCAGGCCCUGGUGAGCCGAGCACGAAAGCCAAGAAGGGGCGCCGGAGCCGCACUGUGUUCACCGAGCUGCAGCUGAUGGGCCUGGAGAAACGCUUCGAGAAGCAGAAGUACCUCUCCACGCCCGACAGAAUAGAUCUCGCCGAGUCCUUGGGCCUGAGCCAGUUGCAGGUGAAGACGUGGUAUCAGAAUCGGAGGAUGAAGUGGAAGAAAAUAGUACUGCAGGGCGGCGGCCUGGAGUCCCCUACCAAGCCCAAGGGGCGGCCAAAGAAGAACUCCAUCCCCACAAGCGAGCAACUCUCAGAGCAGGAGCGCGCCAAGGAGGCGGAGAAGCCGGCGGAGGUGCCAGGCGAGCCCAGCGACAGGAGCCGCGAGGAUUGAGCUCGGCAGAGUGCGG